Messenger RNA from Exophiala mesophila, 2922 nucleotides. RefSeq lists its product as uncharacterized. Lineage: Eukaryota; Fungi; Ascomycota; Eurotiomycetes; Chaetothyriales; Herpotrichiellaceae. The coding region runs from base 114 to 2657 and encodes 847 amino acids. The record is from RefSeq and is a predicted model, not a curated record. The transcript has a single exon.
GGAUAUUUGGACCUCUUUAGCAAAAAUUCUUCAUCUUCAGCAACAAUUUUAGCUUGCUGCUCACUCAAUGCUGUCUGUAUAGCCAAAAAUUGCUCGUCUGUAGUUGCUCAACCAUGGCAAAUACUCAGCAAGAGGAUCCUGUUCGUCCUCGACGAUCAAAGCGUCCUAGCAGUGCAAUCUCACCCAUCAAGCCAGCAGAGGAGAGUCAUCAUGUCUCUUCCAGCAGAACGCCUUCUAAAGCUCGGCCCAAGAAGAAAGCUCGCUUCUCUGAACCCGCUAUUGUUACAGCACCCGACUCCACUGGCCUUACUCCGUGGGUGGGCAAGACCAGCCUCAAGACUCCUAAGAGGAGGGCAUCAACUCCAGCUCCAGCUACUCGUCAUCAUGAUUCGGACUCUGAGUAUGAUCAAGUUCAGUUCACUCCCUUCCGUGAAACAUUGGAACCUCGAACCAUCCGUCGCAUCCGUCGCCAUGGCUUGAGCGAGGAGAUGCACAAGUUUGAAGCCGACAAUAAAUCCAAAGAGCAGCUCCAGCAGACUCUUCAAAUCAAAGAAAAGGAGGUUCAGCGUCUCAAGGAUGAAUUGCAGCAGGCCCGUGACAAAAACACCAUCUUGCAGGACGACAUCAAUUCCAGUCAAGGUAUCAUUGAUGAGGCCGAGGCCCAGCUCCAUCAGUUGAGACAGAGCUUCAACGACGACACUGAAGUGUUGUCUUGGAGUGAGUUUCCCGAUCGAACCUCCCCAGCCAACAUCGACAACGAUAACGCCGGGGUGAUUCACAUCUACGAGGACGAGGAUGUCUCUUCACGCCCUGCCAAUCUCGAGAGUGACGAUGCCUUGGCCAUGGGGUUGGAACUCGAGUCAGCCCGUCAGGCAAAGCAGGCAUUGUUUCGAUCUAGUCAGACUGGACCUAGUUUGUCCAAUCUUCUGGUCUUUGCCGACUCACCCGUCAAGCCCACUUCCAUGUCCGGCAACCUCCCAUCAACGCCAGCCACAUUCUAUCAAGAUCUUUCGAAACAACUCAAAGUUGCAAUGAGUAGAGCGGAAGACGCAGAGCUUGCCCUUCAAGCCAUGACCGUGGAAAUCCAAAGUCUAGGUUUCUCCUACGACAACGCCGAUGCUAGCUCCACCAUUUCCAACAUCAAGUCACAUUUCCGCCAAAUGCGACUCAAUCUCGAGCGUAUCAUUCCCGGUGAAACAGUUGGAACAUUUGAUAACGCCAACUUGCUUCCUGAAAUCAUGGCUAAACUUCGCUUGGCCGCACAGACAGUUCGAGAUCGUGAAUCGGAACUCAAAUCCAUGAGAGAUCAACAGAAGUCACUCAAGGGCAACUUCGACCACGCCAUUCUAGCUGCCGAGAAAGCCAAUGCACGAGUCAAAGACCUCGAAGAGGCUCUCGACAAGAACGCAGAAGAGAUGCUCGAGAUCCGCAUGCGCGCACAGUCAUGGGAACGAGAAGCCAAGGAACACGAAGCCAACAACCAGUCGCUGAUCGCAGCUCUAGACAAAUACCGGGGAGAAGUUACGCGUCUAGAACAGCUGGUCCAACUGGUUGAAUCCGAACAAGCAUCUCGACUUCAAGACGUGCGUAACGCGACACUAGCCGAAUUCCGCCAACAAGUAUCCGACUUGGAAGCCAAAGCCGCCGCCGAAACACGUGGCCGAAGAGCGGCAGAAGACUCUGCCGUUGAAAGACUAAAGAAAAUCAACGAAUUGGAAUCAACUCUAACAUCGGCACGCCAGAUGUCCGAAGACCUGCACCAGCAAUUACGAACACUGGAAAAAGAACACAGCGGUACAAUCAGCACACACACAGCUGAAACAGGAAACCUCAACAGUAGAGUGUCGAAUCUAGCCACGGCACUCGCAUCAGCGAAUCAACAGAUCGAGCGUCUACAAACCAUGAACUCACGCCUCGAGGAUCGCUACCGUCACGAAGUCGAUCAGGGCGCCAUCGCGCUCGAACGCAUCCAGACAGAAUAUGUGCGCAGCGUGGCGAAAAUGAACGAAGAACGCAAGAAAUACCUGCGUCGCUCCAAAGUGCGUCUGGCAAAUUGGGAUAUUGAAAGUGAUGGUCUCAUCCCAUCCGACGACAUUACUGGACCCAUGACUCCUGCGAGCAUGGUUCGGUUUGCCGAUGAUGUUGAUGUCGAAGAGGCCGACACACACCAUCAACCCGAAGCACACUCCCACUCCCACUCCAACUCCGGAGGAUAUCUACCAUCUGACCCAUUCUCGCCCCAUAGCUCCGUACACGUCCCCGGCUCAGUCGAAAUGUCACGAGGUCGCAGCAAACGACCCAACAAGCGCUCAAGUCUCAAACGGAGUCAUAGUGACGUGGCAGAUCUUGGUCUUGGUGACGAUGAUGACGAAGUCGGUGGCGACGGCUAUACUGUUCCUUCGGUGUCCGAGCCUACUGUCAAGCGUGGUCGUCGUCGAUAUGACAGUGGUAUUGGCAUGGAUGAUUCGGUGAUUGCUUUUAAUGAGAUUGAUGUGCCAAAUGACGGGAAUGACGAGAAUAAUGACGGAGAAGAAGACCAAGACGAGGAUUUGGAUCGAAGUAUGUUGUCAGAUCCGAUUUCUCCGGAUUUGAGUUCGGAAUUGGAUCUUGAUCUUGGUCGAGGUCGUGAUGCACUUGGGUUCCAUGUCAUGGCUUAAGAGGGGGGAGAGGUUCCUUUCUCUUCGUCUACAUGUGUAUGGAGCAUCUUGUCUCAGAAGAGAUUGUCUCUUUAUUGUUCUAUGUCUUUUCGAUGAGGCCGUCUAGUCCAGACGGCCAUCUCACAUCCGAAUCUAUCGGUUUCCUUUGUUAUGGUACGAACUUACAUGGCUUUGGCUUGAAUUGAGAAAUUAAGCGGUUGAGUCAACUAGGACUGGUCUGGAAGCGAUGGACUUUUGAAUGAUAGAUGUGAAUACAUGUUUUGUU